Messenger RNA from Pelagomonas calceolata, 831 nucleotides. The record is from the annotation of a GenBank genome assembly. Lineage: Eukaryota; Pelagophyceae; Pelagomonadales; Pelagomonadaceae.
AUGGCCGAGGCCGAGCCACCCACAAAUAAACCGACGUCAUUCACGACGGAGCGCCGCCCGUCGCGGAAGCGCACGAUCACGACGCUCUACGAAACCGAUUCGUACGUCGCCGUCGACAAGCCCUACGACAUGCGCAUCGACAAGCAGAAAAACGACGACGGCGACCCGAACCUCCAGGACCUCGUGCGGGCGUCGCUCCCGCCCGCCGUGCGGACGGAGCUGCGCCACUGCCACCAGCUCGACUACGCGACGAGCGGCGUCAUGCUCUACGCGACGUCGAAGAAGGCCGCCGCGGCCGCGCAGAUCUGCUUCCAGGAGCGCCGGGUCCAGAAGGAGUACCUCGCCCUCGUCUGGGGCGCGCCGCCGUCCCGGGAACUGGCCUGCGCGGACCCGAUCUGCCAGUCGCCCGAGGACGCCUUUCGAAUGACGAUCGGGGACGUGGACGCCGUCUGGCCCCUCCUGGACCAGGACGCGCCGAAGGCGGACCGGGACGAGCGCCGGCGGAAGCGGAAGCACUCGGGGCCCGCCGCGACGACCGUCGUCGAACUCGCGCGCGGGUCGUACCUGGGCAAGCCCGUGGCCAAGCUCCUCCUGAGGCCGGCGUCGGGCCGGCGCCACCAGCUCCGCCUCCACUGCGUCGCCCUCGGCCUGCCGAUCGUCGGGGACGCGACGUACGGCGUGGACGACGGCGCGCCGCGGAUGAUGCUGCACGCGCGGACGCUCCGGCUGCCCGUGGGGGAGGAGGGGCUCGAGGUGUCCGCGCCCGACCCCUUCCGGUCGGGCGUGCUGGAGGGGCUCUCCCUCCAAGCCGCGCCGGCGGAACAGCGGUAA